GCCAUGCCGCGCGGCUUCCUCGUCAAGCGCAGCCGGCGCCCCGGCGGCUCCUACCGGGCGCGCCCUCGGGAGCGGGACCGGGACCCGCCGCUGCCGUCGUCGUCGUCGUCGCCGCCGCCGCCGCCCGCCGCUGCCGCUGAGGGCAGCCCCGCCGCCCGGCAAGGGGCGGAGGAGGAGGAGGAGGGCGAGGAGGAGGAGGGGGCCGCCUCUGCCUGCCCCGCGCCCGCCGCGGCGACGUGGAGCCCCGGCGGCGGGGGCCCGCUGCGAGCCCCGGCGGAGGGAGCGGGCGCCUGGGGGGCGGCGGGGCCGUGCAGCGCGGCGGGACCGCGGGCGGCGUUCUUCGAGCGGUGCCUCAGCUCCCCGGCGUCCGCCGAGUCCUUCCCGCUGGCCGCCUCCUUCCCGCCGGCCGAGAAGCUGCUGCUGCAGCCCCGCACGCCGCUGCCCGCCCCGCCGCCGCCCGCCCCGCAGCCCCCGCAGCCGCCGCCGGGCCCGGCGCUGAAGAGGCCGUCGAGGGCCAAGGCGCCCGGCAAGAAGGCGAAGGCCACGCGGAAGCUGAGCUUCGCCGACGAGGUGACCACCUCGCCCGUGCUGGGGCUGCGCAUCAAGGAGGAGGGCCCCGAGGUGCGGCCGGGGCCCGGGCCGCCGCCGUCGGGGGGGCGCACGCCGCUGGGCGAGUUCAUCUGCCAGCUGUGCAAGGAGCACUACGCCGACCCGCUGGCGCUGGCCCAGCACCGCUGCUCCCGCAUCGUGCGCGUCGAGUACCGCUGCCCCGAGUGCCACAAGAUCUUCAGCUGCCCCGCCAACCUGGCCUCGCACCGCCGCUGGCACAAGCCGCGGCCCGGCCCCAGCGCCGACGGCGCCGCCGCCGCCGCCCACCGCGGCGGCGCGGACAGCGCCGGCGGAGCCCCGGCCCCGGCCCCCGGCCCCGGCCCCGUCGGGGAGGCGUUCGCCUGCCCCUGCUGCCAGAAGCGCUUCCGACGGCAGGCCUACCUCCGCAAGCACCUGGGCACCCACGGCGCGGCGCGGCCAGCCGCCUUCGGGCCGCCGGAGCGCGGGCAGCUCGCCUUCGCCUGCCACCUCUGCGGCGCCCGCUUCCCCUCGGCGGACAUCAGGGACAAGCACCGGCUGUGGCACGCCGUGCGGGAGGAGCUGCUGCUGCCGCCGCCGCCUCCAGCCGCCGGGCAGCCCGAGGGCGGCGGGGCGGCUGCGGCGGGGGGUGGCGAGCGGCAGGGCUUCCCCUGCAAGCACUGCCCCGCCACCUUCUUCAGCGCGCCGGGGCUGGCGCGGCACGCCACCAAGUGCCACCCGCCCGAGGGCAGGCAGGUCCUGCUGCUCCAGGUGCCCGUCCGGCCGGGCUGCUAGCCCCCGCGGCCGCCCCCGAUGGGACCCGAAGGCCCGGGCGAGCGCCGAGCGAGUCCCGUCCACGCUGUAAUUCCUAUGGAAAGUCGCGCUGGCCACCGAGGCGAAGCCGCCUGCGGACCCCCCCCUCUGCCUUCCACCCCGUCCCAUCCGGGCUGCCCCGGGGCGCUGGGGGGCGGCGGGUGCCCGCUGAAGUCCAACUGUACAUAGGAUAUUUAAAGAGAGGAAUUAUUAUUAUUAUUAUUAUUAUUAUUUUUCGUGAGAAAAGGAGCCUGACCUAGUUACCUUGUUUUCAUAGCCUCCCCCCCCCCCCCCCAAGCUCAAACCUUUAAGUUCUCGUGCAGUGUUUCGUUUGCCGUACUCUGUGCUAAAAUAGUCGCGAAGGUAAAUGUUCAUGCUAAGUUGGUGUCAGCCCUAAAAUAGCUAGCGAAACGUGCGGGAACUCGGUCGUGCUGUCCGCUUACUGGAGGAGAGGUGCCCUGCCCCAGCUCGGUGCGCGCCCCCUCUUCCCACGCGUGUUUUUGGGGGCCCUGCGGGCGGCCUCGGCCCCUCGGGGGGUGCCCCGCGGCUGGGGAGACCCCUGGGUGCCGCUCCCUGGCCCGGCUAAGCCGCCCCUCUGCGUUUUCCCUAGGUUUCAGCGGCAGCCCAGCCCAACGCUUUGCAAUUCUGUGCACCUUGCCAGCUACGGACCUUUCAGGCUUUAUUUAUUCGGUUGUCUGUUUAUUUAUUUUCACGCGGGAGUGCCCAUUUCCGAAUGCGAUAGCGGGUGAGGCCAAAAAGGACAAGCAAAUUCAAUAAAUGAUUUAAAACGAAGCUAACGCCUUUCUUGAAUUCAGCAGGGAAAAAGUGGGUUGCUUGGUGGUUCCCAAAGAAACAAACUGAUCCCAGCCCUAGCCUUUGUUAGAGCACGCAGAAUAUUGCCAUCUUUUCAUUAGCAUCCUCUAACGCAGAUAUUUCUCUAGGUUUAGAUUUUGUUACACCCAACAAAAGGCUUGUGUACAUCGUGCCCGAAGGCCGAAAGCAAGCAAUGUUUUAUUUUGAAUAUGCUCCGCUGACUUUCUGGUGUUGGUUGCAGGACCUGGAAAAUAUGAAUGAGUGCGGUAUAACCUGCAGCUGCCAAUGUUUGCUGCCUGGCGGAGGCUAAACUUGCAGCUCACUAUUCUCCCCCACCAGAAAUAUAGCGUGUCAUUUUAAGUAGGGCAUUUUUCAAUCAUUUGCCGGUAACCGAGGCGCAGAUAGCAGUGCCCGUUUAUGCCAUUCACUGAGUUCUCCCAAGGAGAAGGUCACUGUGCUUUUUUAAAUCAUUACCCUCCCGUCUCUGCUCGUACGGUCAAAGAAACAUGGCUACAGAUGGCAUUUACCAGAGCUGGGGACAAGUUUCCAAUACAGUGUCCUUGCAGCGGACGGGGAGAGCUCCCAAGAACUAGUUGACACACGAAGCCUUUAAUAUGAAUGAAAACUGAGCUGUGUAUCACGCUUAACUGCUCCAUGUGUAAUUUGCUUUUCUUUUACAAAUUGCAGUAGGAAUCUAAUCACCGAGAUGAAUGACCAAUAUACAAAAGGUGGUAAGAAUAAUUUUAUUGUAUUAUUAAAUAGCAUGUUUUCUCUUCAACCAUUACAAAUUUGUAGAUACUACAUGAAUGACAAUACAUAAUUUAUAUUUUUAUUGUUGCCCAUAUCAUAUAUUUACACAUGCAGUUAGUACGGAUGUCAUGCUACAUUUUGUUAACAGCAUCUUGUUGUUUGCCAGGCUCAAAAUGUGAGCAUUUCAUCUGCUGUAGGAAAAUAUCUCUGGAUGGGUGGAAUGCGUGUACUAACCUGCACUUACAGGGUUGGAAUAAUCAGCAUUGCAGGUCAGCCUCCUGGAGCAUGUUCCCUUUUCUUCCUUAGUACACAGCAUCAGAGCAAUGAAUUUGUAUCAGGAAAGUGCUUUUUUUUUUUUUUUUUUUUUUAAAUGUAAGAAACAGUAACGUACAUCUAGACCCAGCAGCCCGGUGAUAAAGGCUAAAAAACAUGAGACUCAAUGGCAUUUACUAUUAAUAACACUUCCAAAAGCAAACAUUAUAAAAAUAUUUGGAAGCCAAGCAUAAGUAGAAUUUCAGCACAGUGAUUUUUUUUUCCAUUUUUUUUUCUUUUUUUUUUCUUCUUCUUUUUUUUCUGGCAUAGAUUAUGGCACCACCUGCACAGUUAAGAAAUGAUACAUUGCUUUGUGAAGAAAGAGUUGGUGCUACUGGCAAGUUAUUUUGUUUGGACACUGUAAUGCUUGAAAGGCUGUUUAAGUACUUUAUUCUUGACAUAAAUAGUCUGUACACAGCCUGUGCAUUAACAUUGUGACAUCUGACAAAGACUUUACAAAUGCAACUUCAAUUUAAAAUUGUACAUUCAUUUUCAAAUUGUACAUAUUUCUUUCUUUGUUACAGAGAAAAUUGCAGUGGGGUACAAUAAAUACAGUGUAAUCAAAACGCAGUCUCCAAUUCCGUAUGUCACUCAAGAUCAACCAGAGUUAAAAAUUACUACUGGUAAGAUAACGUAAUCAUCCAGGAAGGUAAAAGGUGCAGAGGACAAACUGCACUGAAAAAAAAAAAA
Messenger RNA from Oxyura jamaicensis (ruddy duck), 3945 nucleotides. RefSeq names its product INSM transcriptional repressor 2 (gene INSM2). Lineage: Eukaryota; Metazoa; Chordata; Aves; Anseriformes; Anatidae. The transcript has 2 exons. Gene Ontology annotation, molecular function: DNA-binding transcription repressor activity, RNA polymerase II-specific; RNA polymerase II cis-regulatory region sequence-specific DNA binding. The record is from RefSeq and is a predicted model, not a curated record. The coding region runs from base 4 to 1362 and encodes 452 amino acids. Gene Ontology annotation, cellular component: transcription repressor complex; nucleus. Gene Ontology annotation, biological process: negative regulation of transcription by RNA polymerase II; regulation of cell cycle process; neuron differentiation.